UGGGGCGACGGAGAACCAGGAAACGUAUCGCGGCUGCACGUCUCCAGAAGAUUUCCACAAUGGCCUAUCAGGCUGGAAUCCCAGAAGAGCCGAGUGUUCUGGCUCAAAACAUCGGCUCCAACAUCCACAAGAUUACACUACUGACGUCAGAGCUGCAGAGAGGAGUGUCUCAUCUGGGAACGGAGCAGGACAGCAGCCAGCUACGACAGACACUGCAACAGAAACAGCAGCAGGGUAACCAGCUGGCCAAGGAGACAGACCGAUUGAUCAAGGCGUUCAGCUCAUUGCCCGUUGGUCCUGAUCAGCGGCAGAGAAAGCUACAGAAAGAGCGUCUGGUGAAUGAUUUCUCCAGUGCCCUUAACAGCUUCCAGAAGACUCAGCGUCAAGUGGCUGACAGAGAAAGAGAGUUUGUUGCCAGAGUCAGAGCCAGCUCCAGAGUAUCGACAGGCCAGCCUGAAGACAGCCAUGGACAAGGGUUGCCUCUACAAAGUGAAUCCCAAAUGCAGGCACAGACUGAGGCCAUCACUGAAGAGGACCUGAUGCUGAUCCAGGAGAGAGAGUCUGCCAUCAGGCAACUAGAGUCCGACAUCACAGACAUCAAUGACAUCUUCAAGGACCUAGGAAUGAUGGUCCAUGAGCAGGGGGACAUGAUAGACAGUAUAGAAGCCAACGUGGAGCAUGCUGACGUUAAUGUGCAGAAUGCCACUCAGCAGCUGGCACGCGCAGCGGACUACCAGCGGAGCUCCCGUAAGAAGAUGUGCAUCCUGAUGAUUGUGUUGGCUGUACUCGGCGUCGUCGUAGGACUCAUCAUCUGGGGGUCCAUCAAAGCAUGAGGAUCUCUUUCUAUACUUGUCUUCUGCUGACUCGUCUCCAUCUGGAGAGCUGUUAUACAUCAAAUGACUCAGUUGCAUCAAAUGGGAAGGACAUGCACAGAUCACUUUUUAUCUGUCUUUCUUUUCUUUUUUUUGUCCGUCUGUCAGCUCAGUUUUUUGUUUUUUUAACUGUCAUUUUAAAAACACUCCUCACUUGAAAUAAUCUGAACCCGCAGUACACAUUUAACUUUUUCAUUCUUCUUCGUUUUUCCAGCAUAUAAUCAAAAUGUAAAGAUCUGCAUUCUUUUACUUUCCAUGAAAUUAUCGAGUGCUUGUAGCUCAUCUCUUGUUUUCGCAAAUGAUUUUAAGUAGUUUUUUCACAUGUACUUAAAAUGACAUUCAGAUGUGGCGUGAUGCAAAGUGACAGGAGAGCAUGUAAAUACUUCACUUGAGCAGGAUCUUGUCUUACCCGUGGCAGUUUUCAGCCAUGUUGGCUACACAGACCUCCCCUGUGGUUGCUGCUCAGUAUCUGGUGUUUCUUUGCUUGCUGGCCAGAAUGUCCAGAGUCUCGCCAUGAUGAUGUUAUUUGUUGUGGGGGGACAUUGGUACAUAAUUUACUGCCAACAUCAGCUAGCUCUUUCAAAGCAUAAGACGAGCAAGUAGCCAGGCCAGGUCAGGCUAGGCUAGGCCAGGUCAGGCUAGGCUAGGCUAGGCUAGGGUUGAAUAACUGUAAUAUGUAUAAUGUAAUUCAAACUGCAAUGUGUGUCAUAGGUGGAGCAUCCACUCAUAUUUGAUCUCUUACUGCAUCUGAUAUGGCAACUAUUGUGCCACAUUUUUAGUUAGUGUGAAGAAAAUUCACUGCCUGAGAUUAUUUGGAUUUUCUGCCAGUGGAUCUUCCUUUGUAAUACGAAUGAUAAUAUACAGAUAGUGAGUCCAAAUCAAAUGUUAGGACUAUAUGUCACACUCAAUAGUUGUAUUUGCCAAACAUUCCACUUAUUCGGAUGGAAUUUGUGGUUGGACUUUAGGGGUAGUUUGCCCUUUUGUUUGCACAAAUUGUUCGGCUUUUUAACUAUAAAAUGGAUUGAUUGCAUUUAAACCUGUUCAAUGAAGCGAGUUACCAGCUAAUUUCUGCUGAGUAUGAAAAUAACUGCUGACCAGGAUCAAAUGGUAUUUGUCAUUUUAAUGGUUUGUUUUGGCCUCCUUUGGUGGGGGAUGAGUUUCAGGUGCCACAUCGAACGAUACAAUAAUAGGUAGGACGUUUUAAGUGUCACAAAACCAAUUUAUCCUAUUUUUCUGUGAUAACACUAUCUGAAUCCUUCUGGUGUUGUGUGUCAACUGUCAACCCAACUGGUGGCCCAAACAGGUGUGACAGAAUGACCUGUAUUUUUAAGAUGGUUAUUUUAAGCUGCCUAUCUGAAUAAAGUGAAGGAAU
This is a messenger RNA of Lampris incognitus (smalleye Pacific opah), 2244 nucleotides long. RefSeq names its product syntaxin 7-like (gene stx7l). Lineage: Eukaryota; Metazoa; Chordata; Actinopteri; Lampriformes; Lampridae. Gene Ontology annotation, cellular component: membrane; SNARE complex; endomembrane system. The transcript has 10 exons. Gene Ontology annotation, molecular function: SNAP receptor activity; SNARE binding. Gene Ontology annotation, biological process: vesicle fusion; intracellular protein transport; vesicle-mediated transport. Bases 60 to 833 code for a protein of 257 amino acids. The record is from RefSeq and is a predicted model, not a curated record.